CUCUCCUCGACCCAGAGGGAAAAGAAUAAUUUUUUUUAUUUUUAUUUUUGAAAAAUACCAUUGUUGAAAAGGCCAAACCUUCCUUAUCCUCAACCUCACACAUCCCUGAGCAAGUAGUGUUGUGUCGUUUUCUUUGAUUCAAGGUACCGUUUCCUUAAGGUUGUGUUACGAGAUAUUGGUUGAUGCAUUGAGCUCGCUUUGGUGAUUGUUGUCUUUUUUGAAGUUCAGUUUUGUUAAUCAGUGAGGGAAGGAUUAGUGGUAGUUUGCUAGAUUUCUUGAAUGCUUUGUUUGUGAUUGAGAUGGGUUCGUGUGGGAAAUCUGCUAUUGUUGAUGAUCCCUCAGGUGGGUCUGUUAUUGAGCAGCAUCUGUGCUCAGAGUUUCCGGUACAGUCUGUUCCUGUGCAGCAAUCCGGUAUAGAAGAAGCUUGCAAUGUGUUGGACUCUAAUGUUGACCUCUCCAGUAUGACUGAGGCAAGCUUUGUUGAUGUUACCGAGGGUUCCAGAGAUGCUUUGGCAAGUGAAUGUGAAAAUGCUGAUAUGUUCCUAUUGGAGAAAACUGCUGAAGAUGAUUGUCAGAAUUGUUUGGGGAUUUGUGGUGGGAACAUUGAAGUUUCCUGUCUACAAAGUGGUGGUUUGUGCUCAGGAGGGAAGUUUCAUGAUCAAGGCAGCUUGGAUGUUCCAUCGGAGACUGUACCCACAAAUAAAUUGGAGAAGCAUUGUGCUCAACAGGGUGAGCAGAAGGAUGACAAGAGCAACAUAUUACCCUCAGCAGGGGAUGAUUCAGCAGUUGUGGAAGGCAAAAACGACGAUGCUGGUUUACUUGCUGAUGCUUUCAAUUGUGUGUUUGGUUUCAGGCAUUCUGAAGUGUCUUUGGAAUCAGAUUCCAUGACUGACUUGGUAGUUGAUUGCAACCAGCAGAGUGAGCAGGAAGAAAUUAUGAGGAAUGCAGAUCCCUUGCCAAAGGUUGUGGAAAAAUGUGAUGCUUUAAGUGGGAUGGAAAUUGAUGCUUGCAGGCAGAUAUCUCCUUCACCGGGUAUGGAAGUGCCGUUGGGUGCAUUAUAUACAGACACUGAAGUAGAGAGCACAAGUGGUGAGCUACAUGAUCAGAAAGAUGGUGAGGAUUGGAAUAGCACUUGUGAAGAAAAGAUUAAAGCUUUUGUUGAUAAAGAAAUCAGUAUGAAUUCAUUUGUAAAAGUAUUGUCCUCACCAGGUUGCCAUAGGACCUUGGGGAGUUCACCUGUAGUUGAUUCACCUUGUGAGCCUACCCUGUUGGAUUCGGGGAGUGAAGUGAAGAAUGGUAUACUGCAAAUAGAAGAUAAUAUCUGUAGAUUGAAGGACAGUUCCUCAGAGGAAACUACCAACUCUAACUUUAGCAAACCAUUGUAUCCAGAAUCAGAUCAGCCCACUUUUGUUUUAAUCACCAAUAGCUCUUUGACGGAUAUGUCUGAUCUCCUUUGUAAGGAUGAUGAUGUUCCCAUCAACAAUAAUAGUGCAGUGGACAAUCCUGGAUGGAUAGAUAAUGAUGGAAAAAGAGCUGUUGAAAUUGAUUGUGUCACUGAAAGCUUACUGUUACCUUCUCAAAGGAAUAGUCGAAGAACUAGAUUUGGUAGUAAGACACAAACUAAAAAGACCUCAAGAAAAUGCAAGAACAAAGACAGUGUGGCACAUCCAGGUGUAGUUAUGAAGAUAAACUUUAGAAAGAAAAGAAGUUGUUUCUCCAAACCAGCUCGUUCUUCUGUCUGGGGAUUGCUUGGGAACAUUAAACAGUCUUUUGAGCAAGAUAAUGAGCUUGGGGUCAGUGAAUCCAUGUGCCAAGAAGUGGGGAAGACUAGAAACAAGCGUCAAAGUGGGAAAGCGAUUAAGAAUGGUGCAAGUUCUAGCUCAUCAAGUUCAGCACAGAAGUGUUCUGUUUCAACUACUCGUUAUCGUUUGAAGAUCAAAUUUGGGAAGGAAACUGAUUUAAGGUGUUCAAAUGUCUUGAUUCCAGAGGCCUCUGAUGGCUUGGCUUCUGCUUCCUGCUUGGGGUCUGGUUCAGGUUCUCAGAAAGUAGCCAGCAAUGCUGAAGAUAAAUUUUCUGAAGUUGUGGCUUUGGGCAAUUUAGAAUCUUUCAAAAAUGACUUGGACAAGGAUGGUCUUGUUCUAAAUGGUCAAAUUGCAAAUAGCCACUUAGAAAAUACUGGACUAAUGAAGAAUCCAGAUGGGGAUGCAGAGGAACAGUGUCUUGCAGUUCCUACAGAGAGGGUGGUUGAGGCAUUGAUUGAUCCAAUCAAUAAUAAGAGUAUGGAUCCUGGAACUUCACCUGAUUCGGAAGUUAUCAAUUCAAUUCCGGAAGGCCAGGUUGGAGAAAGACAUCAAGAAGAUUUACAUCAUGCUGUUUUAGAUUUGUCUAAAGGGUUCAGUUCUAAUUUGGAUGUUACCAUCAGCAAGCGAGGGAAGAAGAAAGACAAGCUUAUUUGUUCCAGUAAUUGUAUCACUGAAGACGGAGCACAAGGUCCACCAGGUAAUAAUAGAGCCAAGAAUUCAAAGAAUCGCAGAUGUAAGAAGAAUUGCAGUGAUGCAGUUAGCUCUUUGGAAUUGCCUACUUCCACUGAGAUAAGCAAAUCACUGAGCAGUGAAGAAUUAUCCAUAGAAUCAUUGCCCCUUUCUGGAGAGAUUGAACUUGGAGGCUCCACUAAGGCUUUGAAAGUUGAAUGUCACAUGGAAGUUAAGACAACUUGUAAACCAUCGGUUGACCAUGGAGAAUCCCAGGUCUUUGAGAAUUUGCUGUCUUCUGCAAGAUCUUUGGGGCGUAAAUUACCGAAAAGUCUUAAACCUAACUCUAAAAGUCUUAAACCUAGUAGAGUUAGCAAGGCUAAAUCUAAAGCUUCCGACUCGUCGAACAGGAAAAAAACUACUUGUAGAAGCAAGGAGAAACCGAAAAAGCAAUCUAAUAAGAGUGAAGUCAAGGGAAAAGGUGUCUCUCUUAAAGUUACGAGUGAAGUGGAAGAUCACCCAGUUCCAGCAAAUUUUGUGGGAAAUCUUGAGUUGGAUGCUGUUGGAAAAAUUAAUGCUGGUGACAACAAAGUAUCAGUCAAUGUAUCUAAUUUGGACAUGCUGCCUGCUGUUGGUUUGGGAGAGCAGCAUUUAUCACCACGUAAUGCGUGGGUACGUUGUGAUGAUUGUCACAAGUGGCGGCGUAUUCCAGCUGUGCUUGCAGAUCAAAUUGAUGAAACUAACUGCACCUGGACAUGUAAGGACAGCAGUGAUAAAUCCUUUGAUGAUUGUGCUAUCUCUCAAGAAAAGUCAAAUGCAGAGAUUAAUAAAGAGUUGGGAUUAUCGGAUGCCUCUGGUGAAGAAGAUGCGUAUGAAGACUCCAAAGCCUAUAAGGAAUUGGAAUAUCAACUGCCAUUGGUUUCCCAGGAGUCAACUUUUACCCAUAUUUUCACCAAUGAGUUUCUGCAUCGUAACCACAAAACUCAAACUAUUGAUGAGAUUAUGGUCUGCCAUUGCAAGCCAUCUCAACAUGGCAAGUUGGGCUGUGGGGACGAGUGUCUAAACCGGAUGCUUAACAUUGAAUGUGUGCAAGGAACCUGCCCAUGUGGGGACCAUUGUUCCAAUCAGCAGUUCCAAAAACGCAAUUAUGCCAGCUUGAAGUGGUUUAAAUGUGGGAAAAAGGGUUAUGGACUGAAGACACUUGACAGUGUAGCUAAAGGGCAGUUUCUUAUUGAAUAUGUUGGAGAGGUGCUUGACAUGCAUGCUUAUGAGGCACGGCAGAGAGAGUAUGCUUUGAAGGGUCAUAGGCAUUUCUAUUUUAUGACCUUGAAUGGCAGUGAGGUGAUAGAUGCGAGUGCAAAAGGGAAUUUGGGGCGUUUCAUUAAUCAUAGUUGUGACCCUAAUUGUCGGACAGAAAAGUGGAUGGUGAAUGGGGAAAUCUGUAUUGGACUGUUUGCACUGAGGGAUAUUAAGCAGGAUGAAGAAUUGACAUUUGAUUACAAUUAUGUAAGGGUUUUUGGUGCUGCUGCCAAAAAGUGUUAUUGUGGUUCACCUCAUUGUCGAGGAUAUAUAGGUGGUGGUGAUCCGCUCAAUGCUGAACUGAUAGUUCAAGGUGAUUCAGAUGAAGAAUUUCCAGAACCUGUGAUGCUUAUUGAAGAUGGUGAAAUUGAAGACAGUGUACCUAUACCCAAGUACUAUGAUAAUGUUGAUACACAGUCUGCUAGACAUAUAUUAAAAGGCAGGGAUGUAUUGGCCAAAUCUAAAACUGCUAUAGAUGCUGAUGGUUCUACAGAAAAAGAGAGUUCUGUGAACCCUGCCUCUGCUGUUUCCCUGUUGCAGAGCUCAGUAGAAGUGGACUCAAAAGACAAGUUGCCAUCUUCUAUUCGAGCAGAAAGAAUUUCUCAACAAAUGGAAGAUGUAACAAGCAAACCCGUGUCUGCUUUACAAGGAGGAUAUUCAAUGGAGUCAGAGUUUGUAGACAAAACUUCCUCCGUUCAAAGAUUAGAUACUACUCCUCCCCUUACAACUGUCAGCAAAGUGUUAUCCAAUUCUACUGGUAGUAGUAAUAGGGAAUCUAAGUCUGAAACAGUUGAAGGCAUGAAUUAUUUUUCACAAUCACAUCUGCUUGUGAAGACUCCCCAACAAAAUGGUUCUGUCAAAAAGGGAAAGGUUCGUGCUAAUCCUCCAAAUGGCCUUAAACCUGAGGUGACAGCCAACCGAAUGCAGUUGUCAUCUAUCAAACACAAAAAAGUAGUAGAAGGCUCUUCCAAUGGACGGUUUGAAGCAGUUCAGGAGAAACUUAAUGAGCUGCUGGAUGGAGACGGGGGAAUAAGCAAAAGAAAAGAUGCCACCAAAGGCUACUUGAAACUUUUGCUUCUUACUGUGGCAUCAGGUGAUAGAAUCAAUGGUGAAGCAAUUCAAAGCAAUCGAGAUCUUUCCAUGAUCCUUGAUGCCCUUCUGAAAACAAAAUCUAGAGCGGUGCUGAAUGAUAUAAUUAACAAAAAUGGUUUACAGAUGUUACAUAACAUAAUGAAGCAGUACAGGCAGGACUUCAAAAAAAUUCCAAUACUACGAAAGCUUCUUAAGGUCUUAGAGUACCUAGCAACAAGCAAGAUAUUGACAUCUGAACAUAUCAGUGGUGGUCCUCCUUGCCAGGGAAUGGAAAGCUUUAGGGAGUCAAUGUUGUCUCUGACUGAGCAUGAUGACAAACAGGUUCAUCAAAUUGCUCGAAACUUCCGAGACAGAUGGAUUCCCAGACCUGUCAGAAAACAUGGCUAUAUGGACAGGGAUGAUAGUAGGGUGGAAUAUCACAGAAGUUUCAAUAGUAACAGAUUUUCAGCAUCACAUAAUCAUAGACAUGAUCAGGAUUCAAGACCUACAGAAGCAAUUGAUAGUGGUCAGCAGUCAAUGCUUGUCACAACUUCAGUAGAUGCUGGAGCCCAGGAGGGCUGCUCUGCACCGUCUCUAGCUGGGGCUGAAAUCAAAGGGGCAAAAAAACGGAAGCGCAAAAGCCGAUGGGAUCAACCAGCGGAGACAAAUUCACAUUCUGAUGCAGUUAUUAGCUCUAUUAACGAAAGUCAGAACAUUCAUGAGGAUGUUCCACCUGGCUUUUCGUUUCCAAUAGGUUCAUUAAAUGCUUCACUAAACUCUGGUGAUCUUGCUUUUCAAAAUGCUACACAUUCUGGAUGUCCCUCUGAUGUAGUUAUUGGUCAUCCAAAAGAGAAAUUCAACUCUCGCUUGCCUGUCUCUUAUGGAAUACCAUGGUCUGUUGCCCAUCAAUAUGGAACACCUCAUGCUGAAAGCACACACUGUUGGGUCACUGCACCUGGCAUGCCUUUUAACCCAUUUCCUCCACUACCCUCUUAUCCACGUGAUGACAAAGACUGUCAAAUUUCUAAUACUACUAAUGCUAUGACAAUUGAUCAGCCUGCUGAAGUUAAGCAGUGGGAUACCAGUGGUCUGGUUAAUUGUUGCUCAGAUGAUAUGAUUCUCGGCGCAACUGGUGCUAACUCUGAAGACAUUAACCAUCCAUGCGAGGACAAUAAACACAUUACUAAACGGUUGAAGGAAGAUUCAAGUGAUUUGGGAAGGAGGUACUUUAGACAGCAGAAAUGGAAUAAUUCAAAAAUACACCGACCAUGGUUCAGGAGGAAUGGAUGGCAAAGUAAUGGGAACAACACCAGUGGUGGUGAUGUGUGUAGUAUGGAUGUAGAUGUACCAAAAGAGUCAAAAGUUAUAUGUUCUUCUGAGGAUGCAAUCUGUAGAGAUGAGAAAGCAUUCUUCUCCUUUUUAUACACUGUACCUGGGGUAUCAUGCUGUUCUGAAUACUGAUCUGCCCAAACCUCCAGGAGGUAGGUAGGUGUUUCUCUUGUAUUCCUCUCAGAAAAUAGAAGACCUGUGAUGGUAAUACACAGCAUUGAUGAGACAAGUAUUAUAGUAUUUGUUUAAACAUUUCCCUUGCUCUCGUG
Gastrolobium bilobum is the source of this 6439-nucleotide messenger RNA. RefSeq names its product histone-lysine N-methyltransferase ASHH2. Gene Ontology annotation, cellular component: nucleus; chromatin. The coding region runs from base 300 to 6302 and encodes 2000 amino acids. The transcript is spliced from 19 exons. NCBI's taxonomy places the organism in Eukaryota, Viridiplantae, Streptophyta, Magnoliopsida, Fabales, Fabaceae. Gene Ontology annotation, molecular function: histone H3K36 methyltransferase activity; zinc ion binding; protein binding. Gene Ontology annotation, biological process: regulation of DNA-templated transcription. The record is from RefSeq and is a predicted model, not a curated record.